AUGUUGUUGGCAGUAUGGGCGGCAGCGGCCAUAGGGAUGGCAAGCACGGCUUCUGGCGACGUGCACUACCCGCGCUAUGGCUGUGGCAAGGGCUUUAAAGAUCUCCCGUUUUGCAAUAGCAGGUUGCCCAUCGCGGAUCGUGUCGACGACUUGGUGCAGCGGUUACAGUUGGAGGAGAAGCCCCUCCUGAUGGUUGCCCGGUUGGCACCGCUUGGCAACAUUUCCCGGCUUGGCAUUCCACAAUAUGACUGGGGAGCCAACUGCAUCCAUGGUGUUCAAUCUCGCUGUGGUAGAGGCUCAGAUGGCACGGUUCGAUGCCCCACCUCUUUUGCAGCUCCGAACCUCUUAGGUGCAACUUUCAAUGAGUCGGCAUGGUGGACAAUGGGUCACAUCAUUGGCGUGGAGCUGCGCAGCCUUUGGAAGCAAGGCAAAGGAGAGAACCAUCCACCCACGCAGCUUCCACCUUUAGGCUUGGACUGUUGGAGCCCAAACAUCAACAUAGUCCGUGAUCCACGUUGGGGGCGGAACAUGGAGACGACGUCGGAGGAUCCUUUCAUCCUGAGCCGCUUCGGGAUACAGGUGACGAAGGGCUUGCAGGAAGGCAAGGAGGACAAAGGGCGGCUACAAGCCAUUGUCACGCUCAAGCACUUCGCAGCGAAUGAGCUUGAAGGCACAUGGAGGGGACCAGGCGGUCCCGCUCAGUACCCUGGCACAGGGAUGUGCCCUGGCCGUAAGUGUACAAGACACACAAUCAACGUAAAUAUAUCUUCGUAUGAUCUGGCCUCAUCCUACCUGGCAUCUUUCCGGAGCACUGUAGUGGAAGGAGGUGCGCUUGGGGUAAUGUGUUCUUACAAUGCAAUCAACGGCUAUCCGAGUUGCGCCAACAAAUGGCUUCUGAAUGAGAAGCUGCGCAAAGACUGGGGCUUCAAAGGCUAUGUCACGGGAGACUCUGGAGCUGUGGCCGACAUUUACGAUCAGCAUUGGUUCGCUCCGUCAAUAGAAGAUGCAGUUGCCAAGGCUGUGGAGGCCGGUACAGAUGUCCAAUCUUCUGGGUGGCCCUCAGGGCACCCCUGGGCGACCACGAACGCGGAGUACCUGAAAUACAUCCCAGACUUGGUCCGACAGGGAAAGCUGUCUGAAGAGGCCGUGGACGAAGCUCUGAGGCACACUUUGACCCUCAGAUUCCGCCUCGGCCUCUUCGAUGAUCCUGCUGGCCAACCAUAUGAGCACUUCUCUCCCGACAUUGUGCGCAGCAGUGAGCAUCUGGCUGCCGCGCUUGACUCGACGGAGCAGGGUCUGGUGCUACUCAAGAACGAGAAGGGCACCUUGCCAAUCCCUGAAAGUCGAAAGAUCGCCGUCAUCGGUCCCCACGCCGCCUCCCGAGGGGAGCUCCUCGGAAACUACCUGGGUCAGAUUUGCCCGGGCGAGAAGCCGAGCUUCGGUUGUGUGGAGACCAUUUUCGAAGCUCUCGCCAACUUGACGCAGGAUGUGACCACAGCCCCAGGAUUGCCCGGCAUCAGCAGCGAAGUUGACCCGAAGAUCCUUGCCGAAGCAGUAGCUACGGCGAAGGCUGCCGAGUACAUCGUACUGGCUUUAGGCCUGGACACUGCCUCCAUCGAGAAAGAGGGACAGGAUCGCCACACGGUGAUUCUGCCGCCUGGGCAGCUGACCCUGCUCGAUGCCAUGAUCGCCCUGAAAAGGCCGCUGACGGUGGUGCUGGUGAACGGCGGCAUGGUGGCGAUGAGAGAAGUCAAGGAGAAGGCCAACGCUAUCGUGGAAGCCUGGUACCCGGGUUUUUUUGGCGCCCGGGCCAUCGCCCGUGCAGUGCUGGGACACAGCAACCGCUGGGGGAAGCUGCCUGUGACUUUCUAUGAUGAAGACUUUACAGAGCAAUUCGACAUGCUCAGCUUUGACAUGACCAAAUCUCCUGGGCGGACGUACCGAUACUUUACAGGACAACCGCUUUGGCCAUUCGGAUACGGCCUGUCCUACACCACCUUUGCUUUGCAGAUCCUCGGCACAAGUUCGAUCAAGGUCUCGCAGGCAGGAGGUUCUGCAAAGGUCGAUGUCCGCCUUCUGAACACUGGGGAGAGAGCCGGCGACGAAGUGGUAAUGGCUUUCUUCUCUCCAGUGGAAGGGACCCUUCCUGCAGGAUGCGCCGCCACACUUCUGCGCAGGCAACUCUUUGCUUUCCAGCGGGUUGCCCUCCAGCCUCAGACAAGUGCGACCUUGGGAUUCACGCUGACAGCCGCGAGUUUCCAGGUCUUUACAGAUGCCGGUGAUGGUGUCAGCUAUGCUGGCAAGUACACUGUACUGCUCAGCACAGGAAGUGUGGACGUGAGCAUGGACGUCGAAGUGGAGGGAAAUCAGCAGCAGCCAGUGGUUUUACAGCCUUGGCAAGCUAUCAGGACAACUUGCGCGAUUGGCGAUCCAGGUAGACGUCUACUUUUCAUGUGCGUUCCAUUGACAGGUGGGAUUCUGACAGCAGCUGCUGUCAUCACAGUGACACCGAUCUUUGGACUUGAAGAUGUUCUUGUCGAGUUCAAGACAGACGAAAUCUGGAAAUGGCAUGUGGAGGGCUCCCCGAUCGUAAAGCUGGGAAGCUGCGAGUCCUUCUGCACGGCCAUGGCAUGGAUGCCCAGUGGCAAAGGCUCAGAGAACACCUUUGCACUGGGAUGUGCCGAUGGAACCUUCAGACUGGUCAGCGAGACCGGCCGAGAGGAGAAGAAGGUUGAUGCUCACCGAGGAGCAGUCAUCUCGCUGCGGUGGAGCUUUGACGGAUCUGCCAUCGCAACAGCUGGUGAAGACGGCAUUGUCAAGGUUUGGUCCAGGAGUGGAAUGCUGCGGUCAGCCCUGGCGCAACAGUCGCAUGCCAUCUACUCGGUGGUCUGGUCUCCGGAUUGUGAGCACAUUCUCUUCGCGUGCAGUUCAAAGAUCCACCUCAAAUCCAUUCAGGCUGGCCAGAAACAGGUCGAGUGGAAGGCCCACGAUGGUGUCGUCAUGAUGCUGGACUGGUCUUUUGUCAACAACACUAUCCUCUCUGCCGGUGAAGACUGCCGGUACAAGAUUUGGGACUGUUACGGUCGGCUUCUCUUCAACUCUGCUCCUCUUGACCAUGUGGUCACUGCCAUUGCGUGGUCCCCUACAGGCAAGCAUUUUGCUGUGGGGAGCUUCAACACCUUGAAGCUUUGCGACCGUACUGGAUGGUCCUACUGUCGUGAGACUCCGGAUGUGGGCUCCAUUUUCUCCAUCUCCUGGUGCAAUGACGGAACACAACUUGCAUGCGGCACCGGGAGUGGGCAUGUAGUCUUCGGAAGCCUCGUCGAAAGAAGCUGCACGUGGCAGAACAUGGACGUAAACUUGGAUGAAAACAACAUGAUUACGGUGGUGGACAUUCUCAAUGAGACAAAGGAGGAAUUGGACUUCCGUGAUCGUGUGACCGACAUGUCGUUGGCAUAUGGAGCUUUGGUUGUGAAUACCAACAGCCAAUGCUUCAUAUACCAGUCGACAAACUGGAACACGCCUCACGUGGAGGACUUGAAAGAGCCACCAACACUCAUUGUCCAGUGCCCACACCACUUCGCUCUGGUCGAUGCCAAUGGAAUUCAGAUCAUCAACUACGAAGGCCGACAGUUGUCUACCAUAAAGAUGAGUGGCCUUCGCUAUGAGUUUUUGAACCACCAGACAUUGAGCAUUUGCCGAGAUGCAGUUGCCCUAGUAGAUCCUGCCCAACCGAAACAGAUACGUGUGUUCGAUGUUUUCACGGGCCGUGCCAUGGGGAACCCUAUCCAGCACAAGCUCGACAUCGUGCGCAUCUCGCUUAAUCAGCAGGGGUCAGGCAGCGAUCGAAAAAUCGCAAUCCUGGACAAGAACAAGGAUUUGUAUCUCACCAAGGCCAUGCAAGCAGACAAGACUGAGAAGCUUGGGGCCAUGGUGGACACCUUUAUGUGGAAUGACAGUACUGACAUGCUUAUUGCCCUGAUCGACGAAAAGCUAGUUAUUUUCAUCUAUCCGGCUGUAUGCUUUGUUGACAAGGACUUGCUUCCGAAGACGCUGCAGUCAAAGACCUGCGCGGAUGCCGGCAAGUAUGCACAGAUUGUCGCGUUCUAUGGCUCCAACUGCACCAUCAGAAAGGCAGAUGGCUCGGACUUGGCCAUGGUUACCACCCCCUAUCCUCAGCUGCUUUACACGCACUUUGAGAAGGGUCAGUGGGAGCAGGCGGUGCGGCUGUGUCGAUACGUGAAGUCGCCGGAGCUCUGGGCCUCGCUGGCAGCCAUGGCGAUACAUCAGCGUGCACUAGACACCGUCGAGAUUGCUCUAGCUGCAAUAGAAGAGGUCGACAAGGUGCAGUUUGUUGCUCACAUCAACAAGCUGCCAGAUGACGUCCUCAAGUCUGCAGAGCUGGCCUUGUUCUGCAAACGACCGGAUGAGGCACUUAACAUCUUGCUGCAAAAUCGGCGCAUCUAUCGCGCCAUCAAGAUGAACAUUCGCCUCCACAGAUGGAACGAUGCACUGGAGCUGGCGUUAAAGCACCAGACGCACGUGGACACUGUCCUCGCUUACAGACAGCAGCAUCUUCAGCAAAUGAAGCAUGUUGAGACAAACGAUCAGUUCAAGCAAUGGGCAACUCAAGUCGAAGUAGACUGGGAGACGGUCAAGCGAAAGAUCGCCGUUGAAAAGGACCAAGAGAUCAGAGCUGCAAAUGGCGAAGUUGCCCCAGGCUGA
Messenger RNA from Symbiodinium sp. CCMP2592, 4725 nucleotides. The record is from the annotation of a GenBank genome assembly. Lineage: Eukaryota; Dinophyceae; Suessiales; Symbiodiniaceae.